This is a messenger RNA of Aphanomyces invadans, 1442 nucleotides long. RefSeq lists its product as hypothetical. Gene Ontology annotation, biological process: glucan catabolic process. Gene Ontology annotation, molecular function: beta-glucosidase activity. The record is from RefSeq and is a predicted model, not a curated record. Gene Ontology annotation, cellular component: extracellular region; cell surface. NCBI's taxonomy places the organism in Eukaryota, Oomycota, Saprolegniomycetes, Saprolegniales, Verrucalvaceae. The transcript has a single exon. Bases 52 to 1380 code for a protein of 442 amino acids.
CGACGUCCAGAGCGCCUCCCCAGCAAGAAAGCAACGGGAGAGUUAGGCACGAUGAAGCCAGAGCCUGAAGCCAAAGUGCGGCAAUCCGUCGUGAUCUUGCGGCGCCUCGUAUGGUUCCUGUUGCCCCUCGGUGCCGUGAUCGGCGCAUGCGUCGUGCUGAGUAUAUCCCAGCGUCCGCUUCCUCCGAAUUUCCACAUGACGUACGCGAUUACACAGGGUCGGUCAAAAGUCCAGGGAGUGAAUUUGGCGGGAUGGCUCGUUGCAGACUUUGACGUGACACCGACGUCUGAAAUAUUCAAGGGAGUUCCCGCGAACGUGUCGGCGGCCGGGGAGUUCUCGCUUGCCGACUGGUACACGUCCCAGAAGAAAAAGGCCGAGAUGGUCGCAAAAUUCACCACCCAUCGUGAUACGUGGAUCACGGAAGACGAUAUCAAGGCCAUCGCUGCUGCAAAACUCAACGCUGUGCGCGUGCCGAUUGGGUAUUGGAUUCAAGAAAAGGUGAGUGAAUCCAUUUCGUCGGCCGACGCGACCAAGUUGGCUCCGCUCUACUCUAUCUUCGCUCCCGGCGCCGUCAACUACCUCGACAAGCUCGUCAAGGUGUGGGCAAUGAACCACAAUAUUUCGGUGCUCGUCGACAUCUCUGCGGCGCUGCUGGGUCAAAACGGCAAGCCGAGUGCCGCGGCCAUACCCGCUUCACUCAAGAAACAAUACGGCGACAUGUCUUUUGAUUUGCGCCCCACCAAGGCGUCGUUCAACGCGACCAAGGACUUGGUCAAGUUCAUCGUGAGUCGGUACAAGGACGAUGACGGGUUUCUUGGUGUGGGGAUACUCAACGAGCCGGAAAAGAAGGGCGAAGAGGUCACGUAUCGAGAAAUUGCCGGCAUCUACCGGGAGCUGUACCCGUGGGUGCGCAACAUCACCAAGCGCGCGGUGCUGACAACGCAAUCCUUUGGCGACAUGCAGCACAAGGGGUCGAGCGAGUUAAUCACGGACAACGACCACACAAUGAUGACAUUCAGCAUUUGGCCAGAGGAGCCGGCAGUUGUGGUCAACCACUGGCAGGAAUGGCACAAGGUGAUGGUCGCUGAUGCCGCGUUUAAGGACGGCGACGCCGGCCUUAACUCGUUGAAAGACGACAUCACUGGCUGGACAGGUAGCCCAUUGUUCAUCGGGAGCUGGAAUGCCGCCAAGUACGGCAAUGGCUCCGUGCCUGCCGGAGAACAAGCGGCCCAGGCCAAGAAGGUGCUGGACGUCAUGAGCCAGGCAGCCAAGGGAUGGGUGUACUCAAACUGGAAGCACGACGGAAGUCAGAAGCAGUGGGGUUGGUCGCUCAAAGACCUCUUAGCGCAAGGCAUUUACUCGUUCUCGAGUACUCCGUAGAAUUGAUCCGACGCAAAAGGAUGUAGUAAAUGAAAACUUUCAUGCAAGUUAGUAGUGCGUCC